AUGAAAAGAAAGAGUGUAUCAGGUGGGUCGCAAUAUAACUGUGAUAUUGACGGAUGCAAUAAAGCCUUCUCCCGUUCAGACCAUCUAGCUAGACAUAAAUUAAACCACAACCCCGAAACUUUCUAUAUUUGCAAGUGGGAAGGCUGUAAUAAGCAGUUUGUGAGAAAAGACGUAAAGGAGAAACACGAAAAUAGACAUGCGAUUAAAGCAGAGAAACAGAAACAUAAUCAAGCUAAGAGGAAAUCUCAAGGGCAGUCCUUGAAAUCUACAAAUUCUCCACUUGAAAAUAUUUCCAAUACAGACUUCACCGAUAGAAACAUGGACGACAAAUCCGACGAUAUGUCACCUAAUAAGAUUAGAAGAAGACUGACCUCGUUUAAUUUGAAUAAUGACAAUUAUGAUUACAAUAGUGGGUUCAUGGUUAAUGGGGUAGGCAGUCAGAUGGCAAAGUCUCCGAACUUUGGAGGCAAUUUGGAAGUGUUAAAUAAUAACUCAAUAAAUUAUUUGCCAGAGAAGACCCUCUUACCUACAGACUUAACUCAAUGGCUAUUUAAAGACGAUGCAUUUCUUAAUAAUAACGGUGAACUUAGUCCUAAUUUCAUUUUUAAUGGUAUUGACAAUUAUUCUAGUUCCCUUUCAAUGGAUGCAUUUGCCGUUUCACCAAAGUUUCCACAUCCGAACUUCCAAACAUAUGUUGAUGACCAAAUAAUUCAGAAAUUAACCUUAUUGAUACCCUCUUUGGCUAAUAACAUAGAUUUUGGAGCUGUUCAAAUUGAAAGAUGCUUAGAAAUCUACUGGUCUAUAUUUCAUGUACAAUAUCCAAUCCUACAUAGACCAUCGUUUUAUACGCCUGAAGUUCAUCCCUUGCUCUUAUUAAGUAUCGUUAUGAUUGGAGCAGGCUUAUCGUACCAAACUGGCCAAGACGAGACGCAUAUAUUUACUGAUGCGCAUGGUUUAGCAGAUAAUAUAGCAGAACCAUUGAGAUGGUUGAUAUGUGCUUCUGAAGAGUUCACCUCUCCUGCAAAAUCUUGGAUUAUACAAAGUUUAAUUAUUUUAGAAAGUUACGAGUUUUCAUGCUCGAACAGAAGGUUACACGAAAGAGCUUAUUUACAUCAUGGACUAAAGAUUCAGCUAUUAAGAAGAAGCCCAUUAUUAGGGGGUGACCCUUUGAACAGAUCAAACGAAGACAAUGAGUUAACGGAAGAGCAAGAUCUUUGGAAGAAGUGGAUUGAAAUUGAAUCCUUAAAGAGGGCCGCAUUAGUUUCGUUUUAUUUGGAUACGAUUCGUGCAACCAUAUUUGGACACGAAAUAAUUUUAUUUGCUCAUCAAAUUAAGUUGUCAUUGCCUUGCGAUGAUAUGCUCUGGGAAAUGUCUAGUAUUGAUAAAAAUAAUCUUCCUCCCCAAACGGAAACACCUAAGUUUAUUACUGCGUUAACUAAAUUAUUGAAGAAGGAAAAGUUUGAAGCUCCAUCGCUAAGUAGGAAGAUUUUGUUAGCUGGUUUAUUGACAAUUAACUACCAGAUGGAACAAAAGGAUUUACAGGUAACGUUUUUAGGCUGGGAAUCAGUCAAAGAGUCAUGGAAAGAAACAAUAUAUUUGGCAAUUGAAGAAUGGAGGGACGCGGUAUGUCAUGGUAGUUGCCGAGCUACCAUGACUGCUUUUUAUUUACCGUUCAGUAAUGACGGAACACACCCCUUAUCAGCUAGAAUCAAUGAUAUACAAUGUAAGUUUCCAAUUUAUCAUAUAGGACAGGCAUUAAUGAAAAUAAAUCAGUACGACUGUAUUAUAUAUGCGGGAGCUCCAAGUCGCAUGAACGUUAAAACCGCAGAAAGAGAUUAUACAGCUGUUGAAGGGCGGAUUAAAGUAUGGGCAAAUUCACUCGCUGGACGGAUUGCUGCUGUUGAUUGUUACCUCUUUUUAUUCGAAAUGUUAUUUGCAGAAGAUGAUGAUAGUAUGCAUCUCUUUUAUGAUCCUUCAAGAGAUCCUAUAUUUUAUAGGCCAAAUAUCGUGGCUACCUCAUUAUUCGUUAUAUGGGCAUUUAAUUUUUCCUUAUAUGGGCCUGAAUCAUUUAUUUAUUCAGAUAAAAAUCUUGAAGCAUCAUAUCAGGAUGUCAGCAGCCCAGGCUUUUAUCGUGGAGUGAAUGAAUUAAAUGGAAUAGAUUUAGAAAAAGAAAAUUUAAAAAUUGAAGAUGGGCAUUUAUACAUCAAGAGAAUAUGUGAAACGUUUAAGAGGAAGAACAAUAACGAAGCAUUAUCUAACAAAUAUAAAAGAAAGUAUGCUAGUUAUUUGGAUGGUAUAUCGGACAAGCAUAAAGUGGUUGGAUUAUUGAGACUUUUCAAGGAUAGGUAUAUACUUUGCAAUUCAAGUAUAUGCCGAGAGUAUUCAGAUCUUUUAGAGAAUUGCAUACAAAGAAGUUUAGGAAGAAAGAGACAAUAA
Messenger RNA from Debaryomyces fabryi, 2436 nucleotides. Its product is annotated as C2H2-type zinc finger protein. Gene Ontology annotation, molecular function: RNA polymerase II cis-regulatory region sequence-specific DNA binding; DNA-binding transcription factor activity, RNA polymerase II-specific; zinc ion binding. The transcript has a single exon. Bases 1 to 2436 code for a protein of 811 amino acids. Gene Ontology annotation, cellular component: chromatin. Gene Ontology annotation, biological process: regulation of transcription by RNA polymerase II; DNA-templated transcription. The record is from RefSeq and is a predicted model, not a curated record. NCBI's taxonomy places the organism in Eukaryota, Fungi, Ascomycota, Pichiomycetes, Serinales, Debaryomycetaceae.